Molecule: messenger RNA, 3783 nt
Organism: Striga asiatica
Lineage: Eukaryota; Viridiplantae; Streptophyta; Magnoliopsida; Lamiales; Orobanchaceae
Source: the annotation of a GenBank genome assembly
CUUUUUCUCUUUUCCCACUUCCCAGGCUGAAAGUGGCAAUAGUGAAAUUACCCGGAAGAUGAUGGGCCAAAAUGAAAGUUCUUAAAGUAUAUGGCGUCCUGGCAAAUAGACGAACAGCAGGGGCUCCGUAGUUGAGAGUCGAUGAGACAUCAAAGCCGCACUGUCGACAUCCUUUGCCCCACUCGCACCACUCGCUGAAUCACAGCCGUGCCAGCAGUACACGCUCCACACUCUGAAUCACAGCAGUGCUAGCAGUACACGCGCCGCCAUGUGUUGGUGUCCGAAGUUGUAGCCGAACGUAUUGCCACCGUCUUGGAGUUCGAAAGCUUCGGAAUCAAUUUGUACGGUGGCCUAGGUUGUUGGAGAACAGUAUACUUUGUAUCUCUUUCUGUUGGUUAUCUAGUUCAGAAUCCUGAGCUGUCCGGCGAGAUGGGGUUGACAGAAAAGGAUGUUGACAAUGAAAAAGUGAGGGACUCGAUAGAUAGUCAGGUUACGGUAAAAGAGCAGCCUUCGAUUGGCAGUGGAAGCCCUUUGAGCAUUAGUGGCCGGAAUAAGUGUUUCGAAGGGAAAGAUGCGUUAUCUUAUGCUAAUAUUCUCCGCUCACGGAACAAAUUUGUGGAUGCUUUUGCUGUCUACGAGAGUGUGUUGGAGAGGGAAUGCGAAAAUGUUGAAGCUCAUAUUGGUAAAGGGAUUUGCCUUCAGAUGCAAAACUUGGGGAGGGUCGCAUAUGAGAGUUUUGCUGAAGCCGUGAGGCUGGAUCCACAAAAUGCUUGCGCACUCACACAUUGUGGUAUCUUGUAUAAAGAUGAGGGGCGACUGGUGGAGGCAGCUGAGAUGUAUCAGAAAGCUCUAAAGGCUGAUCCAUCAUACAAGCUAGCCGCAGAAUGCUUGGCAAUUGUCUUGACAGAUCUUGGCACGAGUCUAAAACUUGCUGGAAACUCUCCGGAGGGAAUCCAGAAGUACUAUGAAGCUAUUAAGAUCGACCCACACUAUGCUCCUGCUUAUUAUAACCUUGGUGUUGUGUAUUCGGAGAUGAUGCAAUAUGACACGGCCCUUAGUUGUUAUGAAAGAGCUGCAAUAGAGCGACCCAUGUACGCGGAAGCAUAUUGCAACAUGGGUGUUAUUUAUAAAAAUCGUGGGGAUUUGGAGUCAGCAAUAGCCUGUUAUGAUAGGUGUCUAACUGUUUCCCCAAACUUUGAGAUUGCAAAAAAUAACAUGGCCAUUGCCUUAACAGAUUUAGGCACAAAGGUUAAAUUGGAGGGUGACAUCAACCAGGGUGUUGCAUAUUAUAAGAAAGCUCUUUACUACAAUUGGCACUAUGCUGAUGCCAUGUACAAUCUUGGUGUUGCUUAUGGGGAAAUGCUGAAGUUUGACAUGGCAAUUGUAUUUUAUGAACUUGCAUUCCACUUUAAUCCCCAUUGUGCGGAGGCAUGUAACAAUUUAGGGGUGAUAUACAAGGAUCGUGACAACCUCGAUAAAGCAGUAGAGUGUUAUCAGAUGGCUUUAUCUAUCAAACCCAACUUUUCACAGUCACUAAACAAUCUUGGAGUUGUGUACACCGUCCAGGGUAAAAUGGACGCUGCAGCAAGCAUGAUUGAGAAAGCUAUUGUUGCUAAUCCAACGUAUGCUGAGGCAUAUAACAAUUUAGGGGUUCUUUACCGAGAUGCUGGAAAUAUAUCUCUGGCAGUUGAAGCUUAUGAGCAGUGCCUCAAAAUAGAUCCAGACUCCCGCAAUGCAGGCCAGAAUCGCCUACUAGCAUUGAACUACAUAUAUGAAGGAGCUGACGAUAAAUUAUACGAGACUCACAGGGACUGGGGUAGGCGCUUUCUGAGGUUAUUUCCACAGUAUAAUUCCUGGGACAACGUUAAGGAUCCGGAAAGACCGCUUGUUAUUGCCUAUGUGUCUCCUGAUUACUUUACUCAUUCUGUGUCAUAUUUCAUUGAGGCACCAAUUAUUUAUCAUGACUAUGCAAACUACAAGGUGGUUGUCUACUCAGCAGUUGUGAAGGCAGAUGCAAAAACAAACAGAUUCAGGGACAGAGUCCUGAAGAAUGGUGGAACCUGGAGGGACAUUUACGGGAUUGAUGAGAAAAAAGUGGCGAGUCUAGUUAGAGAAGAUAAAAUUGAUAUCUUGGUGGAACUUACUGGUCAUACUGCAAACAACAAGCUGGGAAUGAUGGCUUGCCGGCCUGCACCUGUUCAGGUGACAUGGAUUGGCUAUCCUAACACAACUGGUUUGCCUACCAUCGAUUACAGGAUAACCGAUGCACUAGCCGACCCAGUUGACACGAAGCAGAAGCACGUUGAGGAGUUGGUGCGAUUACCUGACUCAUUUUUGUGCUACACUCCUUCCCCUGAAGCCGGGCCUGUGUCUCCAGCUCCUGCUCUAGCUAAUGGCUUUGUCACUUUUGGUAGUUUCAACAAUCUUGCAAAGAUAACACCUAAAGUGCUGCAAGUCUGGGCAAAGAUUCUAUGUGCAGUCCCGAAUUCUCGGCUUAUUGUCAAGUGCAAGCCCUUUUGCUGUGAUAGCUUAAGACAGCAAUUUCUUACAACCCUGGAGAAGUUGGGUUUGGACUCACUACGUGUUGAUCUUCUGCCUCUAAUCAUUCUCAACCACGACCAUAUGCAAGCGUAUUCUUUAAUGGACAUAAGCUUGGAUACUUUUCCCUACGCAGGGACAACUACCACGUGUGAAUCGCUAUACAUGGGAGUGCCAUGUGUCACCAUGGGAGGUUCGGUUCACGCUCAUAACGUUGGCGUGAGUCUUCUCAAAACAGUUGGCCUGAAUAAUCUGGUGGCAAAGAACGAAGACGAGUACGUGCAAAUGGCUGUACAGCUGGCAUCUGACCUUAAUGCUCUUUCGAGCUUGAGAAUGAGACUUCGUGAUCUCAUGCUCAAAUCUCCCCUUUGUGAUGGAUCCAAAUUCACCAGGGGCCUCGAGUCCGCAUUCAGGAAUAUGUGGAGACGCUACUGUAAGGAUGAUGUCCCGUCUCUAAGGCGUAUGGAGAUGGAAAAUUUGUGCACUCAACAGCCGUUGCUCGAUUCACAAAACGUUGCUCCACAAGAAAUGCCUGCAAAAUUUAAUGUCAGUGGUAACUCACCUAUUAAGGCCAAUGGAUUCAAACCCGAGCAAAUGAAUAAUACUUCCAGCCGUGAAGAAAACGGGUCGCUGUUGAAAAUUUCAAGCUGAACGAACCCCUGUUUUGAUUUUUGACGGCCAACAUUGGUCCGUGGAGGAUAUAUGAUUGUGAUCCAGGUUAGUGGUAUUUUUUUUCCAGUGGCGUUAAUGUAAUUCAUGAUGGGAAACGAAGGCCCCUCUGUAAUAUAUUUAUUUUAAUGGGGCUUUUUUAUAACCUGUGGUGGGAAUGGGAUGGCUUGGUUUUGGCAGAGCAUUCAUUUAAUCCUCAUCUGAGGAGCUGGAUUUUUGCGGAGGGGCUUGAUAUACUGGAAUUAGUCCUUAGAAAAAUAUUCGUAAGAAGAAAAGGUAUUGUUUUAGAAAUAUAAAGUCUAGUUCAGUGAAACAUCAAAAUGUAGUGGUGUGGCUUGUGGGAAUGUAUUAUCAAAUUUAGUAAUUUACUGCUUUUUUUUGUACAAGUGGGUUUUGCAUAUAUGAAGGAUUGAAAUAGUCGUGAAGGAAAAAGUUACAUGUCCAGUUAAUCGUUAUUAUCAGCUAUUUGUGUUGUCAAGGGUGAUCUUGAAAGAGCACAUGAAAAUGAUAGGGAGGGACUGGAAUUCCCCCUUUUUGAAAGAACUGCUUGUACUAGAGUUUGAAACAUAAAGUCAG